This is a messenger RNA of Paramuricea clavata, 1443 nucleotides long. NCBI's taxonomy places the organism in Eukaryota, Metazoa, Cnidaria, Anthozoa, Malacalcyonacea, Plexauridae. The record is from the annotation of a GenBank genome assembly.
AUGGAUGAAGUUGUCGUUGAAGCGGAAAAUGAAACCGAUGAACCAAGUGAUAUAACCGAUAUUGGCACAGAAACAGUGGAAGAAGGCAACUUGAAUGUUGAUCCGUGGCCACGACUCGGGGAAUUGUUUACUUUUUCAUCUCAAUCGUCUGACAAGAAGAAUUUACUUUUCAAGUGCGAAUUAUGCCCACCAUCAAAAAAGCCAUUCUCGACUUACAAAACAUCGCAUUCGAACCUUCGAAAACAUAUAAAGGUAAGGGACAAAAAUGGGCAACAAAUAUGAUCGAUGAUGCAAUUUUAAUAUACUUAAGGAGGCUCCCUACAGUUUCCAAUAUAAUUAUGGCAGUGUUUUAAAUUAAACUAAAAGCUAUUUGAAUCUAAAACCCCUAAUUUUUUGCACAAGCCAUUGUUUCCUUUUAUAUAGAAGGGUAAUUUAACCCACAAUCGCUACUCUUCACGUUACCAUGACAACAUGCCGUCACUAUCUAUAUGGCCUACAUGAACCGGAAAAGCCGCCUUAGCGGACAAAUAAGCGCGGUGAUCUACCUUUUUUAUUGCAGAAAACACAUUGUCAUGAAGUUUUGAAUCUUUUUUGAAAGUAAUUUGAAAAUCGCCAGUGUAGUUUUCGAGAUACUGAAUUUUAGCCUUUUAGAUUGCAUUUUAGCCUUUGGAAAGGCUGAAAUUCAGUUUCUCGAAAACUACACUGGCGAUUUUCAAUAAACUUUCAGAAAAGAUUCAAAACUUCAUAACAAGGUAUUUUCUGCAAUAAAAAAGGUAGGUCACCGUGCUUAUUUGUCCGCUAAGGCGGCUUUUUUGGUUGAUUUAAGCCGUAUAGAUGGUGAUGUAAUGUUGUCAUGGUAACGUGAAGAGUAGCGAUUGUGGGUUAAAAUUACUUUUUUAUAUCAGAGGAAACAAUGGCUUGCGUAAAAAAUUAGUUUUUUUUAUGUAAAUAGAUAUAUAGAUAUAUAUAUAUUGGAAACUGUAGGGAGCCUCCUUAAAAAACUCAUUAAUAAUUCAUAAAGAAAACACAAAGAAAAGUCAUAAGCGUGACGUAUCUGUAUAUGUGAUACAGAUUCAUGUUGAUUUACAUAAACUUUAACUUUCAUUUUGUCAGCUUAGACAACGUUUAUUUUUAAAAUUACUUCGCCAAUGAACUCAUAAGAUGAGUCGUUUUUUAAGCCAUUUAUUCGGCUCGAGUUUGUACAGUAUAUUCGAUACAACUAGGCCGCUCAUGUGGUAAAUAGUACUAAUAUGUUUCAUAAAAAUUAUAUGACAGAAGGUUCACCCAUUCAGCCGGAAGAAGUUUAACGAGCUGACAAACGUGCGAAAACUAAAGCGAGCUGUUGAUGCUGCAGGGAGUAGUGGUGCUACUGGGAUAAAACAAGCCAGAUUGUCUUGGCAAACCUCAAAGCCUAGCUCCAAAGUUAACCAAGAAAAUUUCUAG